AGGCCGCUCUUAGCUAUCCGUCUUAUCGCCCUAUUAUGGUACCUUCGUGUGUUGCAUUUUAAAACUCUCAGUGAAAACACAUCUUCGUUACUAUUCAUUUCCGAUCGAUCGCGUAAUGUGACGCUCAUUCUGAGAUUUCAUGUCGAAUAAAACUAAGACUUAUUGGAGCAAAGAACUAAGUGUACUUGGAGGGUUAUGUUGUAGCGGUGGGUCAUCUUCCGCGCGCUUGUCAGCUCCGUUGUGACGCUGGAAAAGUGAAGUACUUUCACUCUCCCGUUUUCGUUCAUCUCACCGUCGCUGCUGAAAGGAUCAUUUCAAUAUUUACCUGAGACGUUAGAAUUGAUUAUACUUGUACAUGGAAUCUUUUCCUCAUUAACGUCCAGCACAGAAGCUGUGUGUCGUUUACUACCUUACUGCUAUGUAUUUGCACUUUUCUGGAAUUUGAACAAGAACGUACCUUCUUGGAAUACACUAGAGACGCUUAACGCCAUAACUUAUCGCCUUCUAUCGAUGUGGUUGGACUUGCUGUUCAUUUUCAUUAAUUCUAAAUUCAGUGAGGGACUAGUUAGGUCACUUCUGUCUGUUUCGCUUAUAAACAGUCUUGUUAAUCGUACAUGAUUGUCAUUAUGAAUUCGGGAAGUUGGUUUAGCAUAAUUAUUCGUCCCAAGAGUUAAGAAUUCGGAAUACACAAUAUAUGUUGUGAAAUUCAUUUUACUAGAAAGGACGACAGAAUCCAUAAUAUUUUUUGAUUACGAUGGACAAUCGCAAAGAUUUCAAUUGCAAUGGAGAUAUCAAGCACAACCAAGAGGAGCGUGCACCUUGCUUGGAUAAAAACAUGAAAAACAAGAGAAAUUCUUUGGAUAAAGUUGAUGUGACGGUACAUUUGUACGAUAAUACAGGGUGUUCAGGUCCCUGGACUUCCAGAGAAAAAUAUUUGACUGUUGUGUGUGUUCUCUUGUUCAGUGCUUGUAUUGCAUUUGUCACCGUGGCUUUUAUUCGAGAUAACGAAGAAACCACAUCAAACGUUUGUUUAACAAAAGACUGUAUCGAAACUGCUUCCCAGCUCCUGGAGUCUAUAGACCCAUCCGUAGACCCCUGUCAAGACUUCUAUCAGUAUGCCUGUGGCAACUGGAACAAAAAACACAUCAUUCCUGACGACAGACCAAGCUUCAAUACAUUUGAGAAACUUCAUGAUGACUUGCAAAUUAAACUCAGAAGCCUAUUAGAAGAAAGAGAACAGAGUUAUGAUAGCAUAGCAACAUCAAAGGCCAAGAAGUUAUACAGAUCAUGUGUAAACACAAGUAGAAUUGAGGCAGUUGGUGAUGCGCCAUUACGUCGUGUGAUUUCACUACUGGGGGGUUGGCCAGUCGUCGAGAAGAGCUGGAAAGGAGAUAACUUUAUCAUAGAGGACGUUUUGGGUCUAGUGAGAGCUAAUUUUACCAGCAAUAUCAUCUUGUUUUGUUCUGUGGCGGCCGACGACAAAAAUUCAACGUCUAAUAUAAUACAGAUAGAUCAGCCCGACUUUGGGAUGCCCAGUCGUGAGUACUUCCUCCAUGACCCGGGAUCUGAUUAUAUCCAGGCCUAUCUCCAAUACAUGACGGAUACUGCUGUAUUGUUGGGGGCAACUCGAUCUGAUGCAGAGAGGGAAAUGAGAGAAGUGUUCCAGUUUGAAACCAAAAUUGCUAAUAUAACAAAGCCAUCUUCGGAGAGACACGAUACUGGAGCUAUCUAUAACAAAAUGUCGAUUGGAGACCUCGCCAAAGAUGUACCCAAUUUUCAAUGGUUGGAAUACUUUUCAAAGUUCAUUCCUUAUCAACUGGGCUACAAAGAAAAUCUGGUAUCAUUUGCUCCAGAAUAUAUGAAAGAUAUGGCUAAGUUGUUGGAAGUCACCGACAAAAGAAUUAUAGCCAAUUAUGUAGUUUGGAGAGUAGUAUUAGAAUUCCUACCCGACUUACCAGAAAUUUACCAGAAGGUUCGCAGAGAAUUUCGAGCUAAAUCACAAGGAAUAACAAGAGAUAAACCAAGAUGGCAGAAAUGUGUUGAAUUGACAAAUGACGAUAUGGGGAUGGCAGUGGGCGCCAUGUUUAUACGAGAGAAUUUCAAAAAGGAAAGUAAAGAUGCUGCACUAAAUAUGAUUCACAAUUUAAGAGAAGCUUUUAAUGAACUUUUGGAUGAAAAUGACUGGAUGGAUGCAUCAACUCGUAAAGUAGCGAGAGUUAAGGCAUAUGCAAUGAAUGAAAGAAUUGGCUAUCCUGAUUUCAUUAAAAAUGAAUCAAAACUGAACAAUAAGUACGGAGAUUUAAAUAUAGGUCCGGAGUAUUUUUCUAAUCUGAUGAAUAUCAAGAGAUAUGAAGUGGCAUCUGUGAUGAAGAAACUUCGAAAACCCGUAGAUAAAGAUCAAUGGGAGCAAGAUCCUGCAGUAGUAAACGCAUUUUACAAUCCUAACACAAACGACAUUGUUUUUCCUGCCGGAAUAUUACAGCCUCCGUUCUACAGUGAUCGGUAUCCGAAAUCUUUAAACUAUGGUGGGAUUGGUGUAGUAAUUGGACACGAAAUCACGCAUGGAUUUGAUGAUAAAGGUCGACAGUAUGAUAUGACGGGAAACUUAAAGCAAUGGUGGAAGAACGAUACAAUUGAAGCCUUCAGGUCUAGAGCCCAGUGUAUGAUUGAUCAGUACUCCAACUACAAACUGGAACAGAUAGGUCUUAAUAUUGAUGGAAAAAAUACACAGGGAGAAAACAUUGCUGAUAACGGAGGACUCAAACAGGCUUAUCGGGCGUACAAAAAGUGGUUUGAGAAGUAUGGACCUGAGAAAGAUCUACCUGGAAUUGGUCUCUCUCACCAACAGUUAUUUUUCCUCAACUACGCACAGAUCUGGUGUGGAAGUAUGCGUGAUGAAGAAGCACUAGAAAAAAUAAGGACUUCAGUUCACAGUCCGGGAUCAAUAAGGGUUCUGGGACCUCUAUCCAACUCCUAUGAUUUUUCGGAAGCGUACAAGUGCCCGAUUGGUAGUCGUAUGAACCCAGAAAAGAAGUGCCACAUCUGGUGAUUUGGAUACAAUAAAUGAAUCUCGGUCCUUCCUAUUCCCAUACACAUGGGAAGCGCUUUUAUUUUAUGCCAAGCAGGUUUUACAUAAACAGAUACUUCAGGCAUAGACACGCAAGCUCUGAAUAGCAAUGGAACAAAGGCAAAGAGUUUUUCUUUGUGUAUUUUGAAGCAUUGCUGGCUGUAACAAAUAUCCUAAUCCAUGGACUUUUGUCAGCAAAUUUGAUUUGCAGUGAUGAAGAUAUAUAAAUGCAAUACGUUUUGGAGUUGUUGUAUUAUAUCUUGUUGGGUGCGUCAAAAUGACGUUAUUUAUAUAAUUAUACAUGUACGAAAUCAUGAAUAUUUAUGAAAUAUUUUUGUCUAAUUUAAUUAUUAAACCAAACUGUUUGUUAUGCUAAAAUGUUGAAAGAACAAUUAAAUGCAUAUGAUAUAACAUAUUACUGUACAAAGACUGACAUAACAGUCCAAACUCGUAAAUUUGCUCGUUUGACGUCAUGAAUAUUAUAUAGUUACAUUUUAAAUUAUUUACUUUUAAAAAAGUUUAUUUAAUCCAUAAAUUCAAUUAAUGUUGUGAAAAUUGCGUAUUUAAAAAAUUAUUGAUAAAAGACGUUCAUAUCAUGUAUUUGUAAGCAUUAAGAAAUUUUACACAUACCCCAUUUAAAUUUGAAAUUAAAAAUAUUUUUACUUUUUUAUAUACACUUCAUAGUACUCAAAUAAAAAAGGUCUUUAUAAUUUUUCUUCUUAAUUAUAGCAAGAUUUUUUAAACUUAAAACAGACACAAUAUUUAGAAUUUCCAUUAUUGAGUCGUUUAUCUCAUAAGCUUUAGAUAUAAGAUUUUCUAGAGCAAGGUUCGUCGUUUGCACGGUCCAUCACAGCUUUUACUUUCAUAAUUCUAUCGUUACAAUUUUAUACUUUAGGAUAUAAUGUACAAAGUUUUAAUCUAUUGUGAUAUGUAUUUUUUUUUCUAAUUAUUAAGUACUAAUAUAUGUGUUCAUUCUUGUUCAUAUAACCUCCUCAGUUCUCUUUUGUUUUUGUUUGCUGAAUAAGGUUGCGUCUCAGUUUAAUGUCGUAUACUUUUUGCCUACAUGUACACAAUUUGUAAAAUAAAUUGUCGAAGUAAUA
Molecule: messenger RNA, 4167 nt
Organism: Saccostrea cuccullata (small rock oyster)
Lineage: Eukaryota; Metazoa; Mollusca; Bivalvia; Ostreida; Ostreidae
Product: neprilysin-1-like
Exons: 21
Coding region: 755-3049 (764 amino acids)
Biological process (GO): protein processing
Cellular component (GO): plasma membrane
Molecular function (GO): metalloendopeptidase activity
Source: RefSeq, a predicted model, not a curated record